UAACAAUUUUCAGUUAACUAACGACGUUGCGCUGAGUACGUGUAUAUUCGUAAUUUCGGUUGAAAUGCGGUUUAGCAAUGCUGUUUCUGUGAAUUGAAUGUAACACUAGAUUUAUGUAACGAACAAGGAUAAGCGAGAAGCAAAAAAAAACCCGCAAUCUCGUGCAGUCAUUUGUGCAAGCAUAUUUUCUAAUUAAAUGUGAAGUUAAAGGAAUUGUUUUUAUUUGGAUGAAAACUGUGUGUGUCUAUUCGAAAACAAACGCCAGCUAAGUUUGAAAAUUCAAACGAAAGAAGUUGUGAUUCAUGAGACGAAUAACUGAAAUUUUACUAACGCGUGGUUUUUGUACAGUGCAGUUACGAAACGUCACCCGUGCAUCUAAAGGAAUGGUGUUAUAGCAGAUUGUGUGUACACUUUUGUACGUCUAACCUGUAGUAGAGUCAGUACAGUAUUGUUUUGUUUUGGUUUAUUGAAUGAAUUUCGCUCGUAUUUUAGCAUUGUUGAUAUUAUAUCAAAUUGUGAUUGUGAAUGUUUAGCGCGGCAUAAUAAUAACCCAACCAAAUAUUAUACACAAAGUACAUGGUGUCCCGUUGAAAUAGUAGAAAAAAAAGUGUUUACCGUGCAAUUCUGUGCAAGAUAUUUACGUUGAUAAGAAAAUGAAAUCGAUUACUUUUGAUAUGUUCAAUAGUUGUGUGUAAUGUAAGGCAAUUUACACUUAACACAUCGUUUUGUGGAUUAUCACUCCCAACACUGUUGGAUUAUAACUUUUGCGCAAGACUUAACGGAUUAUAUACAAUUAGCAAUAUGGAUACAUUCAAGUCAUCGUUUAGGAUUUACUUUUUAAUUGUUGCGACAUUAUCCACACUAAGCAUAGCUGAGGAACUAUUAGAUACAAGAGAAGGCGAAGACUUAACAUUAAAAUGUCGAUUUAACGAACAACACAAGGCAAACGAGUUCUCGUAUUAUUGGGCACGUUCGGCUGGAGCAAAUUUCGAAAAUGUUGCCAUUGGUAACAUUCAACUGAACACGAAUUACCGACUUGACUUCCGACCCGAUAAGGGAAUCUACGAUCUACAAAUCAAAAACGCAUCCUACGGCCGGGACAAUGGCCGAUUCGAGUGUCGUGUGAAGGCCGUCGGCACCGGUGCCGACGUACAUCAGGAAUAUUAUAAUUUGACUGUGUUAACGCCACCACAGCCGCCACUCGUUGCUCCCGGUGCAAUAUCGAUUGCGACGGAGAACAAGAAACAAGAAUUGACCUGCAGUAGUAUUGGAGGAUCACCAGAUCCGACUAUAACGUGGUAUCGCGAUGGAAGCUCCGUGCCGCUACAAGCUCCGACAAGUAAAGGUGGUUCAAAGGAUCACCAGACCACCAGCACAUUAUCGAUGACACCGAGACGCGAAGAUGAUGGAGCGAAAUUCCGUUGUGUUGUGUGGAAUCGAGCGAUGGCAGAAGGUCAACGAUUGGAAACAACGGUUACUCUCAGCGUUAAUUAUUAUCCUCGUGUUGAAGUCGGUCCAGACAAUCCACUUCAAGUCGAACGGGAAACCACCGCCAAGCUCGAGUGCAAUGUUGACGCAAAGCCAAAAGUAAGCAACGUGCGAUGGACACGAAAUGGUCGAUUUAUCAGCUCAUCACUGACGCAUACGAUUCAUCGUGUAUCGAUACAAGAUGCUGGCAAAUAUGCCUGUUCCGCUGACAAUGGCCUGGGCAAAGUCGGCGAAGAGGAAAUUAUUCUGGACGUCCUGUAUCCGCCAGUUGUUGUUAUUGAAUCGAAAACACGAGAAGCUGAGGAACGGGAAACCGUUCGGAUUAAAUGCAAUGUGACAUCGAAUCCGGAACCGGUUACUGUUGAAUGGUUUAAGGAAGGUAGCCCGGAUUUCCGGCAUUCCGGUGAUGUCUUGGAGCUGACUUCCGUGAGAGCCGAUCACGCAGGUACUUACAUCUGCAGAGCUGUAAACAUUAUGAUGCCGUACGGUGGCAAACGCGUCGAACGGAUCGGAAAUGCUACUGUAGCUCUAUUAGUGCGUCAUCGACCUGGCCAAGCUUCUAUCAAUCCGAGCAAACCUGUCGUUCACGUCGGAAACGGUGUAACAUUAACGUGUUCAGCAAAUCCUCCUGGUUGGCCAGUGCCACAAUUUAGAUGGUUCCGAGAUGUUGAGGGUGAAAUAUCAUCACAAACCAUUCUGGCGCAAGGCUCGCAAUACGUCAUUCCACGAGCUCAUCUCGGUAGCGAAGGGAAAUACCAUUGUCACGCUGCUAACGAAUUGGGUCAUGGUGAUAUGGCUACGAUUACACUUGAAGUGCAUCAACCACCACAAUUCUUGGCCAAAUUACAGCAGCAUAUGACCAGAAGAGUUUCCGAUUCCGAUUUUGCCGUCAAUUGCAGCGCAAAGGCAAAACCGAAACCAACGAUCCGAUGGUUGAAGGAUGGCAAAGAAAUUAGUCCGGACUUGAAUUUGUACGAAGUGCGAACGAGUCCCGUCGAAGGACCGAAUGGAAUGGUUACCGUCCAAAGUAUGCUGCGAUUCAAUGGCAAAGCGAGACCAAAUGAAAACGAAUUGAUUCCCGGUGAUCGUGGACUGUACACUUGUCUGUACCAGAAUGAAGUUAAUUCCGGUAACUCGAGCAUGCAUUUGAGAAUCGAACAUGCGCCGAUCAUUUUGCAUCAGUACAACAAGGUGGCGUACGAUAUUCGUGAAAAUGCAGAAGUUCGAUGCAAAGUGCAGGCAUAUCCGAAACCAGAAUUCCAAUGGCAAUUCGGUAACAAUCCAUCACCGUUGUCGAUGUCAUCCGAAGGACAUUACGAAAUUAUCACAACGACCGACAAUAACGAUAUCUACACCUCCGUGCUGAAAAUCAACCACUUAACGCACAACGACUACGGCGAAUAUUUAUGCAGAGUGGUCAAUUCACUGGAAACGAUUCGGGCACCCAUUCGUCUCCAACCGAAAGGAGCGCCGGAAAAACCAAAUAACCUUCAGGCUGCCGACGUUGGUCCCAAUUUCGUUUCACUACUUUGGGACCCUGGAUUUGACGGUGGUCUUACCCAGACGAAAUUUUUCGUUUCAUAUCGUAAAGUGGCAGUACCCCACGACGAGCAAAUGAUGCCGGAUUGUGGCACGAACACCAUAAGCAGCACCGAAUGGAUGGAACAUGAUUGUCACCAAGACAAUCCAUGCAAAGUCCCUGCAUUGGAUCAACACCAAAGUUACGUUUUGAAGGUCAAGGCUCUGAAUACCAAAGGCUCAUCGGAGUAUUCAAAUGAAAUCAUGACAACAACCAAAGUUGACAAAAUCCCAACACCUGAACACGUCACUUUCGAUCCGUCCUCCAGAACACUCAGAGUCAAUGUCGGCCCGACGUGUUUGUCAUUGAUCGCCAUUGUUGAAUCGGUCUUUAACGGCAAUACAGCUCAAGCUGAGUGGCAGAUCGUUGAAACAGUAGCAAUUAAAGCGAACGGACAUUCAUCCACACAUGAGGAUGCAAUUAUCGAACAUUUAGUCACAGCACGCAGAAGCAGUGCGAGAUCACUUGGAAUACCUGAUGAUGAAUUCCCACCAUUCGAAGACGAACUGAAUCCACGCGUUCGAGUCAAACUCUGUUUGAAAGCUAAUCACGAACACUGCGGUGAUUAUACAGAGGCUGAGAUUGGCCCAUCUUACAUUGCCGAAGCAUCCGCUCUAGCCACACCGACACUGAUCGCCAUCAUUGUUUCAUGCAUUGUAUUCGCUCUGUUCGUCGGUUUGUUGUUAAUGUUCUGCCGAUGCAAGCGAAAGCAAUCGAAGAAAGGCGUUCAAGCUAAGGACUACGAAAUGGACUCGGUACGGCCAUCGAUUGUGGCCCAACAAAAUCAGGCUCCACCACCGUACUAUCCGGCUAGUGGUUUGGAAAACAAGGCACUCGAGCAUUCAAUGGACCUAGCACUGGCCAUGGAAGAGCAGAAAGUGGCCGUUUAUGGAACGCAAAAUGGUUACGGUUACCAUCCACAACAAUCGCUUCAAGUACCUGGGCAACAUAUAACUGGAAAUGAAUGGGUGAACAUGGGCUAUAUGGACAACAGUUAUUCAAAUUCCAACAACGGCGGCAGUGUAAAUUCUCAAGAUUCUCUGUGGCAAAUGAAAAUGUCAGCGGCAGCCGGAAAUUCGGCCAAUUUGAUACCAACACAUAAUUUCGUUGAACGACAACCAUCUUAUGGUUAUGAUCCGUUAACACACGGUGGUUACGGUGCUGUUGAUGACUAUGCACCGUAUCCCCAUUUAACAACGACCAGUCAACAUGGCGGCGACGAUUAUCAUACAAUGCGUAACAGCCAGAACCCGUCCAGACAAGAUCCGUACUGCAGUGACCCGUAUGCUGCUGUGCUCAAACCAAAGAAGCGACUGGAUCAGCAUUUAGAUUCACCAUAUCACGACAUCAGUGGUCUUCCCGAUCCGUACAUGGAUCAAAUGGAGCAGGAAGAUUCGAAACCACCAAACCAACACAUGUCACUGAGCUAUGACGAAAGUUUAGAAAGUGGCUAUUCGACGCCGAAUUCAAGAAACAGACGAGUAAUACGGGAGAUAAUUGUCUGAGAACCGCCUCGGGUACGUUUUGCGAACGGAACGUGCCCAUGAAUGGUUCUUCUUUUAUAAACACGAAAAAUAGUUAUUUUUGAAUAAUUUUUCUUUUAAAUUUACGUUUUAUAUGGAGUAUAAGUGAAGACGAAUUUUACGUCAGCGACGUAACGAUUUGCAUAUUUUGUUUGAAUUUUUUUAUUUGAGAUAUGCUUUUUUAGUCCAACAUUAAAUCGCGUUUUUUUUGAAAAUAAUUUUUUGUUUAAAUUAUCUCUGAGAUAAUUUUAGCUUUUAAUGCGGGAGUGAUGAUAACGACAUGAAAAUUGGGGAAAAUGGAUUUCCCCUGUGGGGAAUGAUGUUUUUCAAUAUUUUUCAUAUUUUGUUUGUGUAAACAAUAUUCGACCGGUGGUUGAAUAACGACAACGAUGAUAAUGCUACAAGGCACAUUGUGUGUGUGUGUGUGUGUUAUACGUUGUAAUGGUUUUUGUGGUGAUUAGAUUGAUAUGAAUGGAUGGAGCUUAGAAUGUCAAAUGAUAUGAAAUGUGAUAUACUUCCACAGAGAAUUGUUUUUUGUUGUUUUUGUUUUUUUAACGAGCUAUUUUUUAAGCUUGUGCCAUGGGAUGCAAGUAAUUAAUUUGACGGACGUAUUCUGCAGACAAUUUGUUGUCGGAAAAAUAAUAUCAAAGUGUCUCAUUUAAAUGCAACGAGAAUGAGGAACGCACGUACAUUUUUGAUAUGCUCCGGACAUACACAUUUAUCGCACAUUAAAAUCCAUAAUACGAAAUUGUGUUCAUUAAUUAAAUAAUUAAAUUAUUUGCAUUCCAUAAUAACAUUCAUUUAAAUAUAUCGAAAUGUCAUCAUUUAUCACGAACCAGUCAAUUGAACCCGAUUCGUAUCACACUCGGUUAUCAUUUUGUUGAGUUUUUAGUUU
Bradysia coprophila is the source of this 5485-nucleotide messenger RNA. RefSeq names its product hemicentin protein echinoid (gene ed). Gene Ontology annotation, molecular function: cell adhesion molecule binding. Gene Ontology annotation, biological process: cell-cell adhesion. Gene Ontology annotation, cellular component: cell-cell junction; plasma membrane. The record is from RefSeq and is a predicted model, not a curated record. NCBI's taxonomy places the organism in Eukaryota, Metazoa, Arthropoda, Insecta, Diptera, Sciaridae.